AUGUCAUCAUCUCAAUGGCUUGGCACUAUUAGACACAUACCAGGAUUGAUUAAAAUUAAAUUAUCAUCAUGGGUAACUUUAACUAGUUAUUCUGGCUACUAUAUAUCCUCAGAUUGGGAUAUCCAAUCAGCCAUCGCACUUGGCUUAGGAGUGUUUUGCUGUUCUGCAUCCUCACAAGCAGCAAACCAAUUAAUAGAACUUAAAAAUGACAUUAAAAUGAGUAGAACUUGUAAUAGGCCUUUGGUCACUGGGAAAAUAACUAAAAAACAGGCAAUUGCAGCAUGCAUAACAUUCGCUACAAUUGGCACAACUACUUUGGCCUAUAUAUCACCUAUUUCUGCGAUAAUAGGAUUGAGUAACAUUCUAGCUUAUACAUUGAUUUAUACGCCACUAAAAUAUAGAACAAUAUAUAACACUCAAAUUGGAGCAAUAGUUGGGGCGGUGCCACCUCUUAUUGGUUCUACUAUUUCAAAUGUACAACUGAGUGAAAUUUCACCAUGGAUACUAUUCUAUACGUUAUAUUGUUGGCAAAUGCCGCAUUUUUAUCUUAUCGCAUGGUUAAAUAGGAAGGAUUGCCUAAAAGUAGGGUUUAGAAUGGUUGGAAUAACAGAUGACUCGGGUAAAACUACUGGUAAAGCUUGUAUAAGAUGGCAUUCUCUUACUACUCUUUUAUCUGCUUUAUUAUUAGCUGCAAAUAUUACAAAUUCUACAGUCCCCAUCAGUUAUGCAUUCCUUUUACCAUUAACGAUAAAUUUAUCAUUACUAAGACAAUUCAUUUUGUUUAUGAAAACUUCCACCAGUAUAUCAGCAAUUAAAUUAUUUAAGAAUGGUUUGUGGCACAUACUGGCUUUAUUGGCUUCAACCUCAUACGCUUUGGACAAUAGUACUCGUGAUUUUCUAAAACCGUAA
Babesia microti strain RI is the source of this 909-nucleotide messenger RNA. Its product is annotated as ATP-dependent RNA helicase DDX23/PRP28. NCBI's taxonomy places the organism in Eukaryota, Apicomplexa, Aconoidasida, Piroplasmida, Babesiidae. The transcript is spliced from 4 exons. The coding region runs from base 1 to 909 and encodes 302 amino acids. Gene Ontology annotation, cellular component: membrane; mitochondrion. Gene Ontology annotation, molecular function: protoheme IX farnesyltransferase activity. The record is from RefSeq and is a predicted model, not a curated record. Gene Ontology annotation, biological process: heme biosynthetic process.